AUGGCCGAGAACUUAGCCAAAUCCGCCUGGACUGAGACGGAAAAGCUCAACUUCCUCAUCAGCGUGGUCAAGCACCAGCCCAUCAAGUGGGACGAGGUGACCACUCCUGAGGGCCGCACCAAGAAGGCCUGCCAGGAGAUGUUCAGACGUCUUCAGGCUUCCGUUGAGAAGGAUAACGAGGCCGGAAAGGGCGCCACCAACGGCAAUGAGGCCGGCGAACCAAAUCCACCGAAGACGCCGCGCAAGAGGGCCCCUUCGAAGAAGAAGGCCGACACUGAGGCCCAAGCUGAUGAGGAAGAUGGCCCAAAGACUCCGAAGCCGAAGGGCAGCGCGCGCAAGAGGAAGGAUGCUGGCGACGACAACGGGGCGAAGAAGAGCCCAACGAAGAAGGUGAAGGCGGCCCCGAAGGCCAAGUCCACUGAGCCUGAGGAGGAGGACGCUACAGUCAAGGAUGAGGAGGUCAAGGAUGAAGGUGCUGAAGAGGAUGUCUAG
Molecule: messenger RNA, 492 nt
Organism: Coniosporium apollinis CBS 100218
Lineage: Eukaryota; Fungi; Ascomycota; Dothideomycetes
Exons: 3
Coding region: 1-492 (163 amino acids)
Source: RefSeq, a predicted model, not a curated record